Molecule: messenger RNA, 1390 nt
Organism: Tribolium castaneum (red flour beetle)
Lineage: Eukaryota; Metazoa; Arthropoda; Insecta; Coleoptera; Tenebrionidae
Product: three-prime repair exonuclease 1
Exons: 5
Coding region: 153-1112 (319 amino acids)
Biological process (GO): DNA catabolic process
Cellular component (GO): cytoplasm
Molecular function (GO): nucleic acid binding; 3'-5'-DNA exonuclease activity
Source: RefSeq, a predicted model, not a curated record
CCAAAAACAUGUAGAAUAUUAAAUAUUGUCCAGGCACAUAUUAUCGUUUAAUAGUUUAGUCUUGUUCAAUAUUUCAUAAAUUUUAAAUAAAUUAAUCAAAAUGACGACCGGCACCGGCAGACAGUGGCGUGCGUCACGCCCUCCCAGAAAGAAUGAGCAGAUAUGGUCUCACUAGCCUACUGUUAAAACUGAACAAGUUGGUGCCCCACUCGAGUCAAGCCAACCAAACCUCAAUGUCUCAAAUCAAAACGUUCGUUUUCCUAGACCUGGAGACCACCGGUUUGCCCCAUUUGGAGCACAACAAGACCCGAAUUACCGAAUUAUGUGCCGUGUCGGUCCGAGCGGACCACAUCGAGCUCGGGUGCUUCCCCCGAGUUCAAAAUAAAUUGUCCUUGUGUUUCAACCCUAUGAAGAUGAUUAGUCCCGAAGCCACCUCCCUGACAGGGCUCUCGAACGACUUGUUGGAGUACCAGGCGAGUUUUUCGAGUGACGCAGUGGACGUGAUAAGGAAGUGGUUAGAGAUGAAUCAGAAACCGAUUUGUUUGGUUGCACAUAACGGGAAUCGAUUUGAUUAUCCAAUUCUGAGAGCGGAGGUCGAAAAAACGCGGAAUAAAUUACCAGAGGAUAUUCUCUGUCUUGACUCUCUUAACGCAUUUAGAAGCAUUGAUACGUUAGAGGCAGAGGCGGUGAAACAGCCACCCAAAGGAGAAAUACCGUUUGAGUUUAACGACGGUUAUGAUGAGCUUUUAAGCCAAGCAGUGGACGAGUAUGAAAAGCAAAUGAAACUCACACCUGAACAAGUACAAAAAAUUAACGAAACGACGCCACAAAAACAAAAGAUUUGCUCAACAACUGGAAAUGGGGGCCCUGGCGCUUCAACCAAACGUAAUUUUGGGCACAUUAGGGAAUUCGUUAGUUAUAAAUUGGAAGAUGUUUACAAAAGACUGACUUCUAAAGAACCAAUCAGUGCACAUGAGGCCGAAGGCGAUGUUACGAUGCUAGUCACUUGUGCGGCGGUUUAUGGCGAAAAAUUCGUCAAAUAUGCAAACGAUAAUUCGAAAAGACUGUCAGAAAUUCCAGCCAUGACGCCCGGCAGAAGAAUUGGAUUUUAAUGAUUUUAUCAUUUUUUUAUUUUAUUUAUACUGACUAAUAUGUGUGUUAUGUAGUGCCUUAUUUUUGGCGUAAGUAUAAGAAGGAUUAUUGAUAUGUAAAUUUAGCUUUUAAUAUGUAGUUUUUUUUUCUAAAACUUCUGAUCAAAGUGACCUGUGACGUUCGGUUUGACUGUUUAUGUUGCCAACUUAACUUCACUAAGGCCACUUUGAUCAGAAUCUUUAAUUUUAUUUAUACAAGAAUGUAUAAAAAUAUUGAUUAAAUAAUGACACAACUUGAA